UGUGUCAGGACACUGCCAUCAAUGAGACAUUUGUUUCUUUGAUGUUUUACCAACACUCUUAGUCUUUUCAUAUCAAUCGUGAUUCAUGAUAUUGGAUAUUCUUAAGAAUGUCCGAUCAGGUUCAUGAUGUGGACGAUAAUGAAUCAGCCAUACGGCAAGAAUUACAAGAAUAUCGUGCUCAACUUGAAACAAUCAAAGAGCAACAACUAGAUGAUAAUGAUGAACUAAAUACGCUUAAAUCAAAUUUGGAAGAGCUCUGCCGAUUACUGGAAGAUGAAUUACUCAAGAUUGAAAAACGUCAACUACUGAAAGAUUUAGAUAUCGAAGACGAUGAUGAAAAAAUUGAGAAAGAAAAAGCAUCAUUAACCAAAAGUGAUGAGCCUAAUACUGAAAAUGAUGAUGAUUCGCAAAGCCAAUUUGAAUGUUCUGUACCAUAUCGAUUUCAAAAUGGAAAAAUCGAAUAUCAUGAUGCCUUAGUAAUCACUGAAGAUGAUGAAAAUACCGAUGAACAUAAAGUUCGAUUAAAGGCAUUUUUUCUUUAUCCAGUUGAAAAAUCCAUGCAAACUUGUCCAUUCUAUCUUCGGAAUAGCUGCCGAUUUCAGGAUAAUUGUAAAUACUCACAUGGCUUUCCCAUAGCUUCAAUCAAUCAAGUUCGACCAAAGUUUGCAAUCAACUUAUUUAGCGAUAAAGAUAUUGACUUGAUGAAAUUUGGUCAAUUAAAAAAUUGCCUUGUCCAAGACCAUGAAGGAAACUUAUGGCAAAAUGCAGAAAUCUGUACUUUAGAUCUUGAAAAAGAGCAAAUUCUAGUUCGAAUUAAUAAGGAUAAAAGUGAGAAAUUGAUUCAUUUUGAGAACUUAGUUUUGUUGCAAAAUGUGGAAUCUGAAAAUUCUCAUGAAGAAGUUGCAACAGAUGCAUCUGACCAAUCUAUGAACACUCAGAUUCCAGAUUUAACCCGUGGAGAAUUUGGUUCUUGGGAAAGAUUUACCAAAGGUAUCGGAUCUAAAUUGAUGGCUAAAAUGGGCUAUGAACAAGGUCGUGGACUAGGUCUAAAAUCACAAGGGAUUGUUGAUCCAAUCGAGCAGAUCAUCUAUCCACCUGGUCGAUCACUAGAUCACUGUAUCAAGCUUAAACAAGAACAUGAAAGGAAAAAACAGGAUUGGCGAGAAAUACUUAGGGAAAAAAAUAAAAAAUUAAAAUUCGAAGCCAAACUUUCUGAUGGAUAUAAUCGUGUCGAAGAACAGCAAGGACGAGCUAAAUCAAUGUUUGAAUUCUUGAAUAAUCGGUUAAAUCAAUCCGUUUCUACAGAAAACAAACGUCCAUCAACCAAAGAUCGAUCAUAUAAAGAUCUGGAUCAACGGAGCCUCAAUAUUGCAUCAUUAAAAUCUGAACAGGAUUUACAACGAGCAAAAAUUGAACUGGACAAAAUGCAGCAACGACAUAAUCGUCAUUAUGUUUCCAUUCAAUCGAAUGCUGAUCAGAAUGCUGUAUUAAUGAAAAAUGAAUGUGAAUCUUCCAUCCAACGACAGCGAAAUAGAGUGUCAUCAUUACAAAUGGAAACUGAAGCGAUCAAAAAGGAAAUCAAAUCCAGAUCCGAACGAAAUAAAUUGAUUAAUUUUUGAAUUCAACGAUGGUUAAGAAAAAAAAACAAAUUUUUUUUUGGAAACCGAAUCUGAACAUACAACUCUUGUCUUGUCAGUUUAUUUCAAUCGUUAAUUUGUAUUAGUACAACAAUCUGUGAUUGAUAGAUUCAAUUGACCGAAAUGUGAUGAACCCAUAUUAC
Messenger RNA from Dermatophagoides pteronyssinus (European house dust mite), 1780 nucleotides. RefSeq names its product zinc finger CCCH-type with G patch domain-containing protein-like. Gene Ontology annotation, molecular function: metal ion binding; RNA polymerase II cis-regulatory region sequence-specific DNA binding; DNA-binding transcription repressor activity, RNA polymerase II-specific. The record is from RefSeq and is a predicted model, not a curated record. Gene Ontology annotation, cellular component: nucleus. Gene Ontology annotation, biological process: negative regulation of transcription by RNA polymerase II. NCBI's taxonomy places the organism in Eukaryota, Metazoa, Arthropoda, Arachnida, Sarcoptiformes, Pyroglyphidae.